This is a messenger RNA of Arabis nemorensis, 627 nucleotides long. NCBI's taxonomy places the organism in Eukaryota, Viridiplantae, Streptophyta, Magnoliopsida, Brassicales, Brassicaceae. The record is from the annotation of a GenBank genome assembly.
AUGAGCUCAGUUUGUGGUGGGUUGGAUUUCAAAGAUGCAGAGUACCACCUUGAGAGCAGCUCUGCUUCGAGUCCCAAUAAAUGUUCUAAUAGCUCAAAGCAUAUCUCUUGUAUCGGAUCUGAAGAUGCUCAAGAGUCUGAUGGGGAUGAUAGUGGUUAUAUACCCCAAAGUGUGAAUGAAGAAUCCAAAGAUGAGCUGAUCAACAAACCCAUCACUGAGUCUUUACCUCUCAAGUCUUUGGAUGAUGAAGGAGAAGACAAAAACCUUGCAACGGUAUCGCAGGACAUGUUCUCUGGUAGUAUGAGUGUGGUUACAAUCAUCCCAGCCAUUAAAGGCAGCCGAGAGAAGCAUGGCAAGUCGCUCGAGAAGCUGAGCGUGUCAUGGGCUGAAGAUGUGUAUGAUCCUCUACCCUCCAUUGUCUCUCACACGAGGAACAAGAAACAGCAACAGCAGAAAUCAAAGAGCAAAGACAACUUGAAGAAGAAUGGAAAGAAAGGACAAAAGGGAAGCAGCAAUUCGCCAUCAUCCCGUGGCAGCAAAGACAAGAAGCAGUCGUCUCGCAGCAAAAACAGUCGUGAUAAGUUUGGGUGGGUUACACAAAUGCCCAUUGUAGCUGCAUCUUCUUGA